Molecule: messenger RNA, 642 nt
Organism: Trichobilharzia regenti
Lineage: Eukaryota; Metazoa; Platyhelminthes; Trematoda; Strigeidida; Schistosomatidae
Source: the annotation of a GenBank genome assembly
AUGGCUGACACAAUCUCCAAACGUUUCAAUUUCAAUGAAGCUGAAAUUAGUUUUAAAGGCUACAUAACCUGGAUCUCAAUCGAUAUCUCGUUUAUGCUAUUCAUCAUGAUCUCAGUGAUGGUCGUAAUCGGCAGCCUAGAGUUUCUGCAGAGCCUUCUGCUCGGGAAAGCGUAUUUAUCAAUCAUAUUCGCCUUACUUGCUAUGGAUUUGUAUUGUACUGCAUUGUUUUUCGAGAAAAUUCGUCGAAGCGUUUUGGCUGUUCACAUACUUAUUGGAAUAGUCGUCCUACUGCUAUCCGUUGCAUAUCGUUGUACUUACAAGCAGCUGGUCGCACUAAUUAUUUUCGUAACUUUGAAUGCAACAUUGGCAUUAUCUGUCUGUAUCAUAUUUGUAGCGGUUAUUCUCAAAGGAUUGAACUGCAAAGGGUUGUUGGUGUUCCUUCUACUGAUCGUUUUCAUUGCGUUCGUGGGAAUUCUUUCCCUUUUGUUUAAUCAUUUGCCUUAUCCAUACAAUGGUUUGUUCAUGACGGCAAAUGGACUGCGAUGGUGCUUCACAUUUAUUGAUUUGGUAGUCUGUUCUGCAGUCAAUCAAGCAUUUUUCCUAUGGUUUUUUAUUACACUUAUAUUUUCAGCUAUUUAUUGA